Papaver somniferum (opium poppy) is the source of this 5686-nucleotide messenger RNA. RefSeq lists its product as uncharacterized. The record is from RefSeq and is a predicted model, not a curated record. Lineage: Eukaryota; Viridiplantae; Streptophyta; Magnoliopsida; Ranunculales; Papaveraceae. Gene Ontology annotation, molecular function: nucleotidyltransferase activity. The transcript has 11 exons. The coding region runs from base 688 to 4644 and encodes 1318 amino acids.
UUCCUUUUCUUUUACUCUCAUUUAAAAGUUUUAAUUCAUUUUCUCCGGCUUCCUCACAUCCCUGUCUGAACAAAGAAACAAAAACAAAAAAACUUAGCAAAAACCCUAAGUUGACACUUUCGUUGCACAAACAACCAAAAGUAAAACCCUAAACUGAAAAAUCAAAGAAAUCAUCAUUCAAUUUUGAUGCUUGUUUUCUGAAUCGUUUUUGUGGUGAUUCAAGCGAGCAGAGGAGAAAUGCACAGUUGCUUUCAUGAAGAUUAGUUACUACAGAAGUUUUGGUCUUUUAAGCAGGAUUUCAUUCAAGAUAGAUCCACUAGAAGUUUAAUUUUUACUGUUUUGAAAGGAAAAAAAUAAUGAAAUACUCAGUUACUCUAGGAUUCUACUUUUAAUCAAAUAACAUUGUGAUUGUUGAGGGUUUUUAAUUAAGUAUUAGUGUAUUACCCAAAUUUUGAUUGUGCUAACUGUUUCAAUAGUUGGUUCGGGGAAAAAACUUAUCAAAUUCUGUUACUGUUGUAUAGUUGGUCUUGUGUUGAAAUUAGGGUCACUUGUCCAGUUCAGUUUGACAUACUCUAUAAUCUGGAUUUUCUCUUGAAGAUUAUAUCAUUGGAACUUAGUUUAAGAGGAGAUUUAGUGUGGGUACUCUCCUAGUUUAUCUAUUUAGGGUAGUAUCUGGUUCGUCAUUGCAUGGGCGAUCAUGAGCACUGGGCACAGCCUAGUGGUGUUAUGCCCAAUGGCCUUCUGCCCGAUACAGUUUGUUCGGUGACUAGAUCCCUUGAUGCAGAAAGAUGGUCCAUUGCUGAAAAGAGAACCGAAGAAUUAAUUAAUUACAUUCAACCCAACAAGCCCUCUGAAGAACGCAGAAAUGCUGUUGCAGACUAUGUUCAGAGGCUUAUCUUGAAGUGCUUCUCCUGCAAGGUUUUUAUGUUUGGGUCUGUCCCUCUUAAGACCUACUUACCAGAUGGGGACAUUGACCUGACAGCAUUCAGUGAGAAUGAAACUUUGAAGGAUACUUGGGCUAAUGAGGUCCGUUAUAUACUCGAGACUGAAGAAAAGAGUGAGACGGCUGAAUUUCGUGUGAAAGAGGUGCAAUACAUACAGGCAGAAGUGAAGAUAAUCAAGUGUCUUGUAGAAAAUAUUGUAGUAGACAUAUCCUUUAACCAGCUUGGCGGGCUGUGCACUCUUUGUUUUCUUGAGGAGGUUGACUAUUUAAUUACGAAAAGUCAUAUAUUCAAGCGCAGCAUCAUUCUGAUAAAAGCUUGGUGUUACUAUGAGAGUCGUAUAUUGGGAGCUCAUCAUGGACUUAUUUCUACUUAUGCACUUGAAACAUUAGUUCUCUACAUAUUUCAUGUCUUCAACAAUUCCUUCGCAGGACCACUUGAGGUCCUUUACCGGUUUCUAGAGUUUUUCAGUAACUUUGACUGGGACCAUUUUUGUGUUAGCCUUUGGGGUCCAGUUCCAAUUUGUAGACUUGCGGAUAUGACAGUGCAACGUAUGGCAGCGGAACCUCCUCGAAGGGAUACUGAAGACUUGUUGCUCAGUAAAUUAUUUGAUGCUUGUAGUUCUGUAUACUCUGUGGGCGGUCAAGAUAAUCAGGGUCAACCCUUUGUAUCUAAACAUUUCAACGUUAUUGAUCCUCUACGAAUAAACAACAACCUUGGACGAAGUGUUAGUAAAGGUAAUUUUUUUAGGAUUCGUAGUGCCUUCGCGUUUGGAGCGAAAAGGUUGGCCAGACUUCUCGACUGCCCGAAAGAGAACGUAAUGUCUGAAGUAAAUCUGUUCUUUAUGAACACAUGGGGUAGACAUGGUAGUCGGCACCGCCCUGAUGCACCUGGUGCUGAUUUGGUUUGCUUGCAACCAUCAAUUCCUGAUCAUGUAAUUGGAUCUGAGAAUUUAAAACAUCCUGUGAGCAGCAAGAAAAAGAUCGAGGAGUCUCCUGGCAGUCAAGCCCCAGAAAGAGUAUCUAGGACCAGUAACUUUUCUGCAACUUCUCGUACUGGUCGGAAAAGAAUUUCUAAUCUAAACACUUCCAGGGUGACUGAGCAUUUGGCGAAGAAUGUUAACCCUGGUGAAGCUGCGGGUCACCGAAAGAUUAUACCAAAUUACUUGGCGGAUGAGGUGCAAAACACAUUCCAUUUUGUGAGGGCACAUUCUAGUCCUGAGCUAACAGACGCAUCAACUGAGGUUUCCAGAGGAAGACAUAACAAGGUGCCAGAAAUGGGGAGAAAACAGAGUACUCGGAAGGCAGAAUAUACAAGGAGAAAGAAUCUGGAAGUUCCAGGGACUCAUAGCGCUAAAUGUGUAACUGAAGAUUCCUCAACUUUGAGGAGCAUCCCAUCUCUUCGAAGCCUUGAUAUUGCUGGUGAAAACAAGAAUUAUGAGGAAGUUGGUUUUGGUUCCACUGGAGAAGAGCUUGCUUCUGUAGCUGAUACGAGGAAGAUGUGUCAGGAGGCGCAAAACAUGGUGAACAUGAUGGCAUCAACCAGAUUACAUGGUCCUCCCAGCCGUAUGCAGUAUCCUAUGAAUUUAGCUUCUCCACACUUACCUCGUCCAGUUUCACCUUCUGCUCUGGCAUCAGUUGGUUAUGCUCGUAGGAAUUUGAUGGGUAUGAUUCCAGCAGAUAUGCCUUUGGCUGACCCUCUUCAGGGCAGUACCUCAUUUCCUCAAACUAAGGUGUCAUCGCCAUCUUCGAGAUACUUCCCUAUAGUUGAGUUAGCGUCAAAUCAAGUUAUGGAACCAAAUUUUGAAAAUUCAGGAUUGACCGAAGUCAAACAGAUUGAAAGUUCUCACCGUUUCUGGCAGGAUCAAGAUGCUGCUAGUUCUGUUAGAGGUUUGGGUGCAGAUGAUGGAGCUUUCCAGGUAGUGCAGUCUGAUGACUCAAUGUCGCAUAACUUUGUUCCUUUAACUCGAGUGAGUAGCUCUGGCAGUUCAAUAGGGAAAGGUCGCCACAAGUUUGCUAAAGAAAGCAAAAAUCGAAAUGUUUCUCACCAGAAAAAGUGUGAUAGAGGAAAUGAGGCUCAUAGCCCUGAUAGAUAUGUGAGUAUGAGAUCCUUACCUACUUCAGAACCAGGUUCCUCAAGAAGCAAAACAUCUUCUGAAAGUUCCUGGGAUGGAUUAUCUGCCAAAGUCUCUAAAUCAUCUAAGGAUAAACGGGGAAGAAGAAUCACUCCUUCUGUAGAUUCGUGCACCGCAUAUGAUAAAGACAAAAACAGGUCGUAUGAUGAUGCGUCAGUAGAUAACAGUUCUUCACAGGCAGAUGAAGACAACAAAGACUGGAUUCAACAAACUGAAAUGGUUGAAAGAAGAUCAGUGGCUUCUUUGCAUUCUCAGACCCACCAACUGCCUAGCUAUGAAACAUCAAGUAUGAGUGGAUCGGACUCGAUGAUACCUUUAUCUCCUAUGCUUGUGGGUACUGGUUCACGGCAAAGUACAAUGGAAAAUCCAGCGAUGGUACCCUUUGCAUUUUAUCUUGCAGGCCCCCCUGUUCCAUUCCUAACAAUGCUUCCUAUGUACAAUGUGCCUAUAGGGACUGAAACUAGUGAAAGAUCCACUAGCAAUUUAGAGGGGGAGGAGGGAUCAGAUGAUCAUAGUCAUACAAACCAGUCAGACCAGAACUUUGACUCUGUAGAGUCCCGUGGUCAGUCCGAGAUUUUCAGUACCCGUGAUUCAAGUAGGAAUGGUUCUUUAACGGAACAUCCCGAGGAGCACAAAUCUGACAUUCUGAAAAGUGACUUUACUAGUCAUUGGGGAAAUCUUCAGUUUGCACGGUUGUGUCAAAAUACAAGGUAUCAAGGUCCUUUGAUUUAUCCUUCCCCCGCUAUGGUACCACCAAUGUAUUUACAGGGUCAUUUCCCCUGGGAUGGUCCGGGAAGACCUAUUUCGCCUAAUGGAAACCUUCUCACUCAGUUUACAAGUUAUGGCCCUCGUCUCGUUCCCGUUUCUCAGUUUCAACCUGGUUCUCAAAGAUCAAAUGGUGUUUAUCAGUGUUAUGGUGAUGAAAGCCCUAGAUACCGUGGGGGAACUGGAACCUACCUGCCAAGUCGUAAGGUUCCUUUCAGGGAACGACAAUCGUCAAGUAUUCGAAACCAUAAAUUGAACAAUGACAAUUAUGACUGCGAUGAGCACCACAAAGAAAGUGAGGGAACUUGGAAUAUGGGAUUUAGACAGCGAACUGCUGGGCGAAAUAAUGGUCUCGGUGAUAAGCCUAGCACAAGGUUAGAUCGCUUGGCAGCAAAUGAGAACCAAGCUGAUUAUAGAACGUUUGACUCGUAUAGGCAUGAAUCUUUCUCCUCAUAUCAGACCCAGAACGGUUCAUUUCGCUCCCCAACUUCUAUUCGUAGCAACAACGGCAUUUACCCAAUGGUGAGCAUAAACUCAAAUGGUGUUUCACCCACUGGACCUGCUGGUCCAUCUGUCGUUAUGUUGUACUCUUAUGAUCGAAAUGUUGGUUAUAGUUCGCCUGCAGAGCGUGUUGAGUUUGGUUCUGUUAGGCAAGGUAGUUUUUCAUGUGUGGAUGAAGUUUCACAGGAAGUUGAAGUAGGCCCAGCAAGGUUUAUGUAUGAAAGACCGCGGAUUCAAGGCGGUUCAUCUGCUCAAUCCUCUCCGGACGAGCCCUCCUCUCCCCAAUCUGAAAGAAGGAAUUGAAUAUCUUGCGGGUAUCAGUGGAUAAAAAGAAAUUAGUCGUAUAUAGAGACAUCUGCUCCUUGUUGUCUCCAAGUCAAAGAUGAUCAUAAAGAUCAAGCAUGUCCUAGUUACCAGUGGUUGUUCCUUCCUUCACUCUUAGCUGAGAGAUCUGUUGCUCCAAGAGUAUGCCAAGGUAUCUACACUAUGCUCCCUUCUUUACUAGAUGCAAAGAUCAACAAGCACAUGUCAGGCAGGUAAAGAUAACUGGGUUAAGGGUUUAGCCAUGUUGAGUCUGACUUUGUUUUUAUGUAUUGAUGGCCACAUUAGCUUUUUCCAGCAAGGUUCUUAUCCAUCUAUGGUCUCCACUUUUAGCACUUCGAAGAAACCUAUUACCUCAGGUCUUGAAGAAGGGUGGGAAAUUCUCUUGUUCAGGGGUAGUGGGCUGAUUCCAGCCCACAACUUGUGGAUGUUGGAUUUCAGUGAAUUUGCGGUCCCCCUAAUAGAUGGGAUUUCUUCCUGAUGCUUCUUUAGUUUUAUUUUUGAAGGCUGUUUAUUCUCAGAAGACUUGCACACAUCAGGGCAUUGUCUAUCGUUCGCAGGGGAAGUCUUUAUCUUACUAUUGGGAGGGUUCAUUGUUAGCUAGUGACUGUCAUCAGAUGGGAAUUUGUAUUUUUCUGAACAUUGUUUCUCCGACUUUCGAGUCUCUUUGACUACUGGAAGUGAUGUGCGAAGAUAUUAAGCAAUGUGAGUUGGAACUGCGAAGAGGAGAAACGUCAUGUGCCUGCCAGUAUCAUUUGUUCUUGGGAUCACUCAAAAUUAUGUCUAGAUCCAAUGAAAAAAGCUUCCAUCCUAGAGUUGGGCAUAAUGGUCUCCGAACUUCGGAUCUUUGUGUAAAACCUAGAUUACAUUCCAUCUAGAUGGGUAGGUUGUUCCACAAUCAUCUGAAAAGAAGAAAAAAAAAGGUAGCAUGUGCUACGGGAAGCGAAGCUUUUAUUGAUUUUUGUUCAGUCAAGAAUGGUUAUGUUGACAUCUUAUAACAAGUAUUGCUCGGUAUUUUGUUUUA